This is a messenger RNA of Athene cunicularia (burrowing owl), 2625 nucleotides long. RefSeq names its product CDK5 regulatory subunit associated protein 1 (gene CDK5RAP1). Bases 1 to 1728 code for a protein of 575 amino acids. Gene Ontology annotation, biological process: negative regulation of cyclin-dependent protein serine/threonine kinase activity; tRNA modification. The transcript is spliced from 13 exons. Lineage: Eukaryota; Metazoa; Chordata; Aves; Strigiformes; Strigidae. Gene Ontology annotation, cellular component: mitochondrion; cytosol. Gene Ontology annotation, molecular function: 4 iron, 4 sulfur cluster binding; tRNA-2-methylthio-N(6)-dimethylallyladenosine(37) synthase activity. The record is from RefSeq and is a predicted model, not a curated record.
AUGGGCCGGUGGCGGGGCCGAAGCCGCGGCUCAGGGGCCUUUUCUGCUGUUUUGCCUCCUGGAGGGAGGGCAGCCUUGGGGACCGGAGGGGACCUCUCCUCUGCGCCCCCUCCCAGCCCCUUCGCCCCACGCACGCUUCUGCGUCUUUCUCCGGGUGUGAGGAGGGGUGAGGGGCAGCGGGCGAAGGCCGCGCGGGUGCGGCGGGACCGGAGGGCCCCGCCUGCAGCGAGGUCACCGGCGGGCCGGGGUCACGCCGCCUCCCUUGCAGUGUACCUGGAGACCUACGGCUGCCAGAUGAACGUCAGCGACGCGGAGAUCGCCUGGGCCAUCCUGCAGGAGAGCGGCUACGCCCGGGCGGGGGGGCCGGCGGAGGCAGAUGUGAUUCUCCUUGUCACCUGUUCCGUGAGGGAGAAGGCGGAGCAGACGAUCUGGAACCGCCUGCGGCAGCUGAAGGCACUGAAGGCCCGGCGGCCGCGGGAUCGGGCGCCCCUGCGCAUCGGCAUCCUCGGGUGCAUGGCUGAGAGGCUGAAGGAGGAGAUUCUGCACAGGGAGAAGCUGGUCGAUGUUGUGGCAGGGCCCGAUGCGUAUCGUGACCUGCCCCGGCUGCUGGCCCUGGCGGAGUCAGGCCAGCGAGCUGCUAACGUCCUGCUGUCACUAGAUGAGACUUACGCAGAUAUUCUGCCUGUCCAGACUAGCGCAGGUGGCACGACAGCGUUUGUGUCGAUCAUGCGGGGCUGUGACAACAUGUGCAGCUACUGCAUCGUGCCCUUCACGCGUGGCCGGGAGAGGAGCCGCCCCGUCGCGUCCAUCCUGCAGGAAGUGAGGCUGCUCUCGCAGCAGGGAGUGAAGGAGGUGACCCUUCUGGGUCAGAACGUCAACAGCUUUCGGGACACGUCUGAGGUGCAGUUCCAGUCGGCGGCUGCCCCGGCCCUCAGCCGUGGCUUUAGCACGGUCUACAGAGCUAAACCAGGAGGGCUGCGCUUUGCACAUCUUCUAGACCAGGUUUCUAGAAUUGAUCCGGAAAUGAGGAUCCGUUUCACCUCUCCACACCCCAAGGAUUUUCCCGAUGAGGUCCUGCAGCUCAUCCAGGAGCGACACAACAUCUGCAAACAGCUUCACCUCCCCGCGCAGAGCGGGAGCACGCGGGUCCUGGAGGCCAUGCGCCGCGGAUACACAAGAGAAGCCUAUUUGGAGCUCGUACAGCACGUGCGUGAGGCCAUUCCAGGAGUGAGCUUGAGUAGCGAUUUCAUUGCCGGCUUCUGCGGAGAGACAGAAGAUGAUCACCAGCAGACCGUGUCCUUGCUGCGGGAAGUCCGCUACAAUGUGGGCUUCCUGUUUGCCUACAGCAUGAGGCAGAAAACCCGGGCGUAUCACCGGCUGCAAGACGACGUGCCUGCAGACGUGAAAAAGAGGCGGCUGGAGGAGCUCAUCGCUGUCUUCCGAGAGGAGGCUGCAAGGGCAAACGAGGCGCUGGUGGGCCAGUCGCAGCUGGUGCUGGUGGAAGGGCCCAGCAAGCGCUCGGCCUCGGAGCUGUGUGGGAGGAACGACGGCAACAUCAAGGUCAUCUUCCCCGACACCGAGACGCCGGAUGCCGGGGGCUGCGAGGCUGCGGCCAGGGCCCGGCCCGGGGACUAUGUGCUGGUGAAGGUCACCUCUGCCACCUCUCAGAGCCUGAGGGGGGUCCUGCUCUGCCGCACCAGCCUCUCCCGCGCUGCAGGCUGUUGCUGAGCUGUCCCCGCUGCAGGAGGGAACAGGGAAGUUUGGCCAGGCCAAGGGCUGGAAGCUGUGUCAGCGCUGUGAUCUUGUCCCUGGCCUCCCUCGUGUCCCUCUGCGGCCACCCUGACCUGGGGCACGUCCACAGCACAGCCCAGCUCCAGAAACCUGCGUCUGCGGAGCGGGUGGUUCCUGCUAGCUCAGGGGAACUCGGGAGCCACAAAAACAGGGAGUGACUACAAGGUACAGCUCUAGCAGCUGCUGGAGAACGGCAGGCGUCCUGCCAAAGGGGACAAAGAACUGAAAGAACAGGAGGCUGUGAUGAAUCCUUUCCAAACGCUGGUAAUUUCACUCCCUUCAAAACGCUUGGAACGGGGAAGUAAGCAACUGCGCGGUGCCUCUAGGGUAAGGAGUAGGAGUGGUGCUUAAUCCCUUGUGCCUGAGGCUGAGGCGCAGCCUUGCCUGUGUCCCGGGGCUCUGGCUCCAGGCUGCAGCAGAUCCCGGCCUAAGGGGGUGGGGGGUGAGGACCUGCUGCCAGCCAGGGUUCUCAGCCUGUGAAGACUCCAGGUGCGGCUUUGUGAUCCAGGCACCUGCAGGUGCCCUUCCCUCUGCUCGCUCGGGCAGGGAAGGGGUUGUGCUGACUGAAAGGGCCUGUAAGUUUUCUCUAAAUGCAUCUUCCAGUUCCUUGGUUGCGUCAGCCUGCAGCUGCCCUGGCUCUGCUAAAUCCAGACGAGGGCCUGUACCCUGCGCCUAAACUCCUGUGAGAUGUGAGAAAGAAUCGCCCCUUUUAGUCUAGGUAAUCUUGUUAUUAAAGGAAAAAUCAUUGUAAAAGGCUCUAUGCAGCGACCAGCUUUGAAGGAACAGUUGAUCAGCUCCUACUAGAGCAGUCAGGACGUGAAUUUGUAGAAUUUC